GUGUCCGUAUGGGUCAACCCACACCAGUAGUAAUCAUCGGCGACCCGGAUGUCGCUAAACAGGCAUUUUCUCGGCCAGAAUUCAUGGCACGACUGGACAUAUCAUUGUCGAGUAACAAUAUUGACCACCAGGAUGUUUUAUUUUGCUCACACCUGUUCAGUUGGGACUGUUUGCACAAAGUCGCUCACACGGCAGUCAGUGUCCGUAUGGGUCAACCCACACCAGUAGUAAUCAUCGGCGACCCGGAUGUCGCUAAACAGGCAUUUUCUCGGCCAGAAUUCAUGGCACGACUGGACAUAUCAUUGUCGAGUAACAAUAUUGACCACCAGGAUGUUUUAUUUUGCUCACACCUGUUCAGUUGGGACUGUUUGCACAAAGUCGCUCACACGGCAGUCAGGUAUGCUGUUACUAUU
This is a messenger RNA of Medioppia subpectinata, 413 nucleotides long. Lineage: Eukaryota; Metazoa; Arthropoda; Arachnida; Sarcoptiformes; Oppiidae. The record is from the annotation of a GenBank genome assembly.